Messenger RNA from Triplophysa dalaica, 3259 nucleotides. It is a transcript of the gene srpra, whose product is annotated as SRP receptor subunit alpha. Gene Ontology annotation, biological process: SRP-dependent cotranslational protein targeting to membrane. The transcript has 15 exons. Gene Ontology annotation, cellular component: endoplasmic reticulum membrane; signal recognition particle receptor complex. Lineage: Eukaryota; Metazoa; Chordata; Actinopteri; Cypriniformes; Nemacheilidae. Gene Ontology annotation, molecular function: ATP hydrolysis activity; GTP binding; signal recognition particle binding. The record is from RefSeq and is a predicted model, not a curated record. Bases 117 to 2105 code for a protein of 662 amino acids.
GACAAGGUGGGAUUUCCACCGACCGGAAGUUACGACACUUCCUCAGUUCCUCAUAGUGGCACUGACGUGUCUGAUCGUGGAUUUUGAAGUUUCGGGUUCAUCGGUGUUUGGCAGAGAUGCUGGACUUCUUCGCCAUCUUCAGUAAGGGGGGGAUCGUGUUGUGGUGUUUUCAGGGAGCCGGGGUCACGGAAUCCUUCACCGGGCCUGUCAACGCUCUCAUCCGCUCCGUCAUCCUUCAGGAGAGGAGUGGAAAUAACUCCUUUACUCACAAUGCCCUCAGUCUUAAAUACAAGCUGGACAAUGAGUUUGAACUCGUGUUUGUGGUGGGUUUUCAAAAGAUCCUGACGCUGACGUAUGUGGACAAGUUUAUAGAUGACGUCCAGCUUCAGUUUAGAGAUCGAUACAAGAAUAAGCUUGAGCAGAGAGGUGCCUUGAAGUUCCUACUCCAUAACUUUGAGUUUGGAGAUGACUUCCACCAACUCCUUAAGGAGGCGGAGGAGAGCAGCAGGGCCAAGGCCCGCGCAUCUAUGAGGACUUUCAAUGAGUCUCAGAAGUCCCAGAAAACUGUGAAGUCUAUGAUUGAGACAAAAGAUGGAGAUAAAAUCAAAGAGCCAGGUGGCAAGAAAUCCAAAAACCCCAAAAAAGAAGUUGAAACGAGGGUUGAUCAGCCUAAAGCUGCCCCACAGACCCCCCCGAAAAAAAACGUGGAGAACGGAAUCGAGGCUCUGACCCAAGAGGAGAUCAUUGAGCAGAACCGUGCCAAGUUCAUCAGCAAGCAGUUAGGUGGAGGAAAACCAGAAAAGAUCAGCAAGUCGUCCCCUAAACCCCAGAAGCCAAAGGGGAAGGAGAAACGUGUGUGGGACAUGGGUGGAAAAAUCACUAGAGAGCUGGACUACAGUGGCCCCAACGGCGACAACUCCAGUGAUGCACAAAACCAAGACAAGAAAACCUCAGUGGAACCACUGAUCCAGGUGGAUUCAAUGAUAGGUGACCUGCCAGGGGUAGAUUAUGAGUCCUCAGAUGAAGAGGAUGACGAUGACGAAGAAGAUGAGGAGGAGCAGAAGGAGGAGGAGAAGGAGGAAAAGAAGAGAGUUGUGGUGGCAAAUACUAACAAGAGGGGGGCUAAGAAGAGUGGUUUUGGGGGAAUGUUUGGGAUGCUGAAAGGUCUGGUGGGAUCUAAGAAUCUGACUGAGGAGGACAUGAUACCAGUACUGGACAAGAUGAAAGACCAUCUCAUCGCCAAGAAUGUAGCAGCUGAAAUAUCCUCCCAGCUCUGUGAUUCCGUGGCCAAAAAACUGGAAGGCAAAGUCAUGGGCACUUUCACCACUGUAGCAUCUACAGUAAAGCAAUCGCUGCAGGACUCGCUUGUGCAGAUCUUGCAGCCCAAGCGUCGCGUGGACAUCUUGAGGGACGUGCUGGAGGCUCGUUCCCAGCGCAAACCUUUCGUCAUCACCUUUUGUGGGGUGAACGGCGUCGGGAAGUCCACCAACCUCGCCAAGAUCUCCUAUUGGCUGAUCGAGAACGGCAUCACGGUGCUGAUUGCCGCCUGUGACACCUUCCGUGCGGGUGCCGUGGAGCAGCUGAGGACUCAUCAGCGCCGUCUGAACUCGCUGCACCCUCCUGAGAAACACGGAGGGCGGCCUGCUGUGGAGCUCUUUGAAAAGGGCUACGGCAAAGAUGCGGCCGGGAUCGCCAUGGAAGCCAUCGCCUUCGCUCGUAACCAGAGCUUUGAUGUAGUGCUGAUCGACACAGCUGGCCGUAUGCAGGAUAACGCCCCUCUCAUGACCGCACUGGCUAAAUUGAUAGCGGUCAAUAAUCCAGACCUGGUUCUGUUUGUGGGAGAAGCACUGGUGGGCAACGAGGCCGUGGAUCAGCUGGUUAAAUUUAAUCAAGCGCUGGCUGAUCAUUCCAAGACUGACAAACCCAGACUGAUUGAUGGCAUCGUUCUUACCAAAUUUGACACCAUCGAUGACAAGGUUGGCGCUGCCAUCUCCAUGACCUACAUCACAGGCCAGCCCAUUGUGUUUGUGGGCACUGGGCAGACGUACAGCGAUCUGCGCAGCCUCAACGCCAGGGCCGUGGUCAGCGCUCUCAUGAAGGCCUGAGCAGCACACGUGCUGAUCCACACAGCAGAGCUUCAGAGCCGCUUCAGGAGGUCAAGCAACUUCCACGAUUUUGCUACAAACUAGAUCUUGUGACCCCGACUCAGCUUACCUUGAAUGCAGUCAUGCCUACUUGUCGAUGUGUUUUUUUGCUGUCCCACACAUUUAAAUAACUGAAAUUCAGUUCACAUCAUUUCCUAGUAAGGAUCCUUAUUGUGUUUUGUCAGAAAAGUGUUUGUAAUUCAAUUGAACGAGUAGCAUUCGCCUCGAUCUCGCCUCUGGACCAACCUCAGCGUACUUCUUUUGAUUGACAUGCAACGUAGCCAAUCAGAAACGCAGCGAUUUCUUACAGAUCUGUCCAUUUCGUCAUUCAGAGGAGCUUGUUCUGUGCUCCACACUAUGUGAAGUGAUAAAAGAGGAAAGUAUUUUCUCACUUUCCCAUUUCAGUUCAUAUCACUGUACUCCGCUCUCACAACGAUGAACAGAAACGGGGCGGGAUUCAUGUUUUAAGAGAGAUAUCAUAUAUUCUAAAUGUAUUUUGUCUACUUUUAAUUUGAUUACUGUAGGUAAAUGAGAUUUACAAGACAGUCUGCACCCCGAACUGUUGUUUUCAUGAAUUCACUGCCAUAGUGCCUCAGCUCGAUCCCUUGAUGCACUGCUCCCGAAACAGGGAUGUGUUACACUUUAUUUUCACACCAGUACAGAACGUUACAAAUGCUGCCUUUUCUCAUUCUUCCCACACAUACAAUGAUCUUUUUCAUUGCCGCUUUUGUGACUUCUCGUCUAUGGAUAUGAAGGGUAUUAAAGGUGUUUGGUAAAAGCGUGAAGGGCAAUGUCUGCAAGAAGUCAUACACUUAUUUUUGAAGCCCAAAUGGUCUCUUUUAUUUCUUUCUCUUAUUUAUGAUGUCCUAAACCCGUCUGUACUCGCCAGAAAUAUGGCGGUCUUGAUUUCUCAAUGCUUUGGAUACCAUGUCAAAGCCCUACAAUAUAUCUUUUUAUUUUCAGAUUCCGUGGUUUCAGAAGUCAGUUCUUAUUUCUCCUGCACAUCGUGUUAAUUUGCUCUAGCACAAAGGCAAGACUGGAAUGCUACAUAGAAGGGAUACGUUGUAUAAGAAUGUGUAAUAUUUCCUAAAUAAAGCUGCUAUGAUAGCCUGUAA